CUAAAGGCACACAGCAAAAAUUGUCAAGAGAUGGACAUUCGAAAAAUAGAAAAUCUCCAACUAAAACCGAAAGAAUUGAAACAUUUUCGGAUAUUUUCAUUUCAGAUGCGAGCAGCAAACGGUUAACAAAGAACUAUUUAUGUAAGGGACAAAGCAACAACUUAAUGAAUUAUGGAACAUGUAAAUACAACAAAUGCAAGACAACAGCAACAACAACAUCAACAGCUGCAACAACAUCAACUGGAGCAACAACAACAGCACAAUGAAAAUCAACAACAAUUUUGCUUACGAUGGCAUAAUCAUCAGACUAGUUUGCUGAGCACAUUGCCGAUCCUAUUAGACCAAUCGCAUCUCACGGAUGUGACCAUUUCGGCCGAGGGUCGUCUGCUCCGUGCUCAUCGUGUCGUGCUCAGCGCCUGCAGCAGUUUCUUUAUGGAAAUCUUCCGUGCUCUGGAGGCCAGCAAUCAUCCGGUCAUCAUCAUACCCGGAGCCAGCUUUGGUGCCAUUGUCGCCCUGCUAACGUUCAUGUACUCGGGUGAGGUGAAUGUGUACGAGGAGCAGAUUCCCAUGCUCCUCAAUCUUGCCGAAACAUUGGGCAUCAAGGGAUUGGCGGAUGUGCAGAACAAUAAUCUUCCCAAGACAACACAGAGCACUUCCUCCACCGCCCCAACAUCCUAUGUGGAGCCCACAAGCAUCGACAAACCAUUGGGGUAUGAAACACCCAAAACACCAUCGCCAACGCCAACACCCACGCCCACGCCCACAACCACGCCCAAUCUUGCCUUGCCACAAUUACCGAAUCCUACGCUGCAAACACCACUUCUGGCCAACAAGCUGGGCACACCUCUGGAGAAUUUCUUUUUCAAAUCGCUGCAAUUUUAUCCGAAUCUGUUGCCGCAACCAUUGAAUUUUUCGCAAACCGCGCUGAACAAGACCACAGAGCUGUUGGCCAAGUACCAGCAGCAGUGUCAGCUCUACCAGAACAGUCUGGAGGAGGAGGAUUGCUAUGGCGCCAAGCGGAUGAAGACGGGCAGUGUCAGCCAAAACAACAUUUCAACGCCACAGCCGCCCAAAGAUGUCAAGCGCAUUGACAAAAUCGUGGAGAAUCUGAGAACCACAAAUAGCAACAAGUCGCCCAUCGAAUGUGGUGCGCCCAAUUCAAUUGUGGCCACCUCACCAGUGGCACUUGCACCCCAGAAUAUGUCGCACUUCUCGCCGCAGUUGCCAGUUGUGAAAUCCUCGCCCAGCUAUAACAAUCCCCUCAGUGCAGGUCAAUUGUACAGCAGUGCCAAGUUGCCCAGUUACAGUGCUGCUGCCACGCCCACAACGGCACAGCAGGCAUCGCAUCAGGUGGCGGCACAUCAUGCCAACACACCCUACAUAACACCCGAGGAUCAUGCCAAGCUGCAGCAACACAUCGAACAAUAUGCCGCCUGUCAACGGGAGGCGGCGGCAGCGGCAGCAGCGGCUGCUGGUCAAAUGGUCAGUGCCAAGUCGGAGCCGAAUUUGUUGUCACUUGCCGCCGAGAAGAUGGCCACGCCCAGCAAGCCGCCGUCCAACUCCAAGUUGUAUGCCACAUGCUUCAUCUGUCACAAGCAACUGAGCAAUCAAUACAAUUUGCGUGUGCACCUCGAGACCCAUCAGAACGUGCGCUAUGCGUGCAAUGUUUGCUCCCACGUUUCUCGCAGCAAGGAUGCGCUGCGCAAACAUGUCAGCUAUCGUCAUCCUGGAGCGCCGUCUCCUUGCGAGAACGAGGCGCGUCGCAAACGAGUCACAAAGUUAGCAGCGCAGUCGACGCUGACGUCAAGCGCUGCGACUGCGACUGCGCCGUCGGCAACGGCAACCAGUGCCGAUGUGGCAGCUGGCGAGGCAUCUGUAUCGAGUGCUGGCUCGACAUCGGGUUCGACACCAGGCUCACUAUCGACGAAUCCUUACCUGUUUCUGCCCAAUCAGUUUCAGUUGGCGGCUGCUGCAGCCGCCGUUGCAGUGGCCGAGUCAAACACAACGCCAGCCUUGGAUCUGGCGCAUGAGGUACCCAUGUCCAUGAAGAGCUCAACGCCAACGGCCAACGGCAAUGGUGAGGCAGACAGCGAAGCUGGUGCAUCGGCCACAUAGAAAUGCAGCGCAGAAUUCAAUUAGUAAAACACACUCAAAAGAACACAACAAUACAUAAUACACAAUACACGCAAAUUAACCCCACCGCGUACCGAACCAACGUCUUAGACCCGGCUGUGAUACUUAGCGCAAUUCGUCGUUUUUUUGUUUCUGUUUUCAUUUGAAUUUGAAUUUGAAUCUCACUAUUUGUUAAUUUUAGCGCAAUUUGAUUGAGAGCUUGCACUUAUCGAUAACGCGCUUCGAUAAAUCUGAAGUGGUGGCAGCACUACCACAGUUUGAGAGCCACAAUAACAAACAAUUGGAGUGUCCCUCAAACUGUAAGCAUAAUUGCUAGGCUCUGCAAAAACACCUUCUACAAACACCAAACACACACUCUCACACACACAUACAGACACGCCUACACACAUUCUAGUAAAUUAAGUGCAAUUUUUAUAAUUAUACACAAACAUAAAACACGCACGACAUGCACACAAAAAGACAAGGUGAAGACCUACAAAAAUCCAAGAUCAAAAUAAAUAUUAAGCCACAAUACAA
Drosophila innubila is the source of this 2649-nucleotide messenger RNA. Its product is annotated as B-cell CLL/lymphoma 6 member B protein. Gene Ontology annotation, biological process: regulation of transcription by RNA polymerase II. Gene Ontology annotation, molecular function: protein binding. The coding region runs from base 172 to 2115 and encodes 647 amino acids. The transcript is spliced from 5 exons. Lineage: Eukaryota; Metazoa; Arthropoda; Insecta; Diptera; Drosophilidae. The record is from RefSeq and is a predicted model, not a curated record. Gene Ontology annotation, cellular component: nucleus.